GAGAGACCGACGAGGAGAAGCGGAUGAUCUACGCCGACCCGCCCAAGGAUGUUCGCCAGGCCUUCGGCAUGAAGGAGGACGAGGCGCUGCAGAUUCUCCAACUGACGUACGGGUUCGCACACGCACCACGGCAGCGGUGGCUACAUGUCAAGGAGACUCUCAGCAAGCUUAGGCUUGAGGCCAUCCAGUGUGAGCCCUGUGUCUGGGUCAUCAGGGACGGCGACGGCAAGCCGAUCUGCAUGGUCAUUCUACACGUAGACGAUAUGAUGACCGCCGGAAAUCACACUGACAAAUCCUCCCUGCUGAAGCGGAAGGAGAUUCAACAAGCUUUCGAAUGGACACCAUGGGAGAGCAAGGCUUUCGUUCAAUGUGGAGUCAGCAACCACCAGAACGAUGACUUAACGUGCAGCCUCGCCCAGGACACCUACAGCAUGAACGUAGAGCCGAUUCCUAUCAAGCGCGGCAGGAAACCUACUGACGGAGUUUCCGAUCGCGAACGCUCUGAUCUACGGGGACGGCUUGGCACCGUGGGCUGGAGAGCGCAGCAGCCAGCACCGUGGUUCAGCCCCGAAGCUUCACUACUACAAGCCGGGAUUCUUACCGCGACGGUCUUCACGAUUCAGAAGAUCAACAAGCUCAUCCGCACUACAAACGACACCGCUGACGUCAUCAUGGUUAUGCCUGCCAACGAGAAGCUGGCAGUUGUCGGCUGGGGCGACGCCGCAUGGGCAGCCCGGAUCAGAGGAGAAUCCCAAGGAGGCGAGAUGAUCGUGCUGGCACCGCUAUCGUUUCUAGAAGGAUCCACAGAGACAGUGUCGCCUAUCUCCUGGAGAUCAUGUAAGUUGCCACGCGUUGCCAGAAGCAGUGCGAGUGUCGAGGUGCAGAUGAUGACGGAGACGCUCGACGAGAUCAGCUACGUGCGACUGUUCACCUACGAGCUAGAGUGCGGCCACGUGGAUUAUACCAACGAGCAGGCCGUGAACGACGCCAUCUCAACCUGCCCUGGAGUCCUGGUCACAGACGAGAAGUCUGGGUACGACGCCAUCGAGAAGAGCGAGUCUGCUGGACUGGGUCUUCGAGAUAAGAGGACCAGUAUCGAGUGCCUGGGCAUCAGGCAGCAGAAGCAGCAGACAAGGCUCCAGAUUCGUUGGGUUCACAGCGAUGCUAUGCUAGCCGACGGUCUCACUAAGGACCGCGCGGCCAAGGGCAUCGACAAGUUAGAUCACGGCAUCCCGCUGGAUCCCGACCACGCCAUGGAAGCCCUGGUGUACUUCUCACGUGACGACGAGUCCCAGCAGGUUGAACCUGCCGGACAUGAGGUCCUCCGGGCCGG
Molecule: messenger RNA, 1333 nt
Organism: Prorocentrum cordatum
Lineage: Eukaryota; Dinophyceae; Prorocentrales; Prorocentraceae
Source: the annotation of a GenBank genome assembly